AUGGCCGAGGACGAUCCUAUCAUGGACGUGGCGGAGGGUGGAGAGGAGGGAGGCGAGGAGGCGGCUGCCCCUGCCGUGGAGGAGGAGUUGGAGUUAAACGAAGAGUCAGCUCUUCGCGGCGUUCUCCGCAAGGCGCUUGUGCACGAUGGCCUUCAACGUGGUCUGCAUGAGAGUGCCAAGGCUCUCGAUCGACACUCUGCUAAACUCUGCGUCCUCGCCCGCGACGUAGACUCGGACGAGUACAAGACGCUGGUCACAGCGCUUUGCAAAGAAGGGAGUGUGCCUCUCCUCUACAUCGAAACGCGCGAGAAGCUCGGGGAGUACGUGGGCCUGGCCAAAAUGGAUAAGGAGGGAAACCUGCGCGGUAAGGUGCAAAAGUGCUCGGUGGCCGUGGUCACGGACUUCGGCGAGGAGUCUCGAGAGUACCACAAGCUGCAGGAAUUCAUCGCUAAGAGCCAGGAAUAA
Nannochloropsis gaditana CCMP526 is the source of this 465-nucleotide messenger RNA. RefSeq names its product small subunit ribosomal protein S12e (gene RP-S12E). Bases 1 to 465 code for a protein of 154 amino acids. Gene Ontology annotation, cellular component: cytosolic small ribosomal subunit; ribosome. Gene Ontology annotation, molecular function: structural constituent of ribosome. The record is from RefSeq and is a predicted model, not a curated record. The transcript has a single exon. Gene Ontology annotation, biological process: translation.